Molecule: messenger RNA, 204 nt
Organism: Gongylonema pulchrum
Lineage: Eukaryota; Metazoa; Nematoda; Chromadorea; Rhabditida; Gongylonematidae
Source: the annotation of a GenBank genome assembly
AUGUUAGCUAUCUCGGUGCUGCUAACUGUAACGGGCAUGGCUGGCUUAAUUUUCGCGGAUUUAUUCACAUCGUUAGCUGAAAUGGAGCAUCUCCUGGAAGCGGAAAAGGGCAUGCCAACAUUGCUGGAUGUUUACAUUGAUCGAUAUCAGCAGCGCUUGGAUGCUAUCAAAAAGUAUGCCAAUUUGACUGCUUUUCUUAUGUAA